AUGGUCAGCUGCCCAAGGCAUUCUCAAUUUGGAGGGAUCUGGGCAUUAGCUAUUGAGAGGGGCUGCCGAAACCACGAGGAAGGCAGGUUAGCAACAAAAGCCAGCCCCAAAUGCGGCAAUGAUGAUGUCGGCCUGCCCACGGCGCCCCUCCAUCCGGACCCCAGCGCGCCGGUUGUCUUGACCGGAGAUAUUUCAAACUUCCUUCAUCAUCGCUUUUGUUCCUCUGGCAUACCCUGUUUCUUUGUCCUACGUAAGUCAUACUGGCCUACACCCUCGAGCUCGUGCGAACCUUGCGAAUCUCGCGCCCUACAAGUACUUCCGGUGACCCCGCGCUAA
Molecule: messenger RNA, 336 nt
Organism: Penicillium chermesinum
Lineage: Eukaryota; Fungi; Ascomycota; Eurotiomycetes; Eurotiales; Aspergillaceae
Exons: 1
Coding region: 1-336 (111 amino acids)
Source: RefSeq, a predicted model, not a curated record